Molecule: messenger RNA, 528 nt
Organism: Elgaria multicarinata webbii
Lineage: Eukaryota; Metazoa; Chordata; Lepidosauria; Squamata; Anguidae
Gene: MTLN
Product: mitoregulin
Exons: 2
Coding region: 13-195 (60 amino acids)
Biological process (GO): positive regulation of mitochondrial membrane potential
Cellular component (GO): mitochondrial inner membrane
Source: RefSeq, a predicted model, not a curated record
GCGGAAUGAGCCAUGGCGCUAAGCUCAGAGCCCUUGUCUGAGCGCGCCGUGACGGUGGCGGUGCUGUUGGCCUUCGCUUCGGGGGUCCUGGUGGGCUGGCAGGCGAACCGAGUGCGGAGGCGUUACCUCGACUGGCGGAAGCGGCGGCUGCAGGACCAGCUGGCGGCUACGCAGAAGAAGCUCGACCUGUCUUGAAAACCCAGGCACAAGUGAAAGCCACAAGAAGCACGUGAAUGAAAACCAACUGCAUUUUAAAUAUUAAAGGACACACAUACACAACAACAUUCUUGUGCAGUAGAUUUUUGUGAAAAAAGACAUUAAUGGAGUUAUCGUUAUUUUCUCAAUGAGACUGAUAUUGGCAAAUACAUUCAACAUGUAUGGAAGGAAGACAUCAAAACAACUGUUGAAAAUGCUGAUUGUGUUAACUUGUCUCACCAUGUUUGGAAGAAGUGAUUGUUGACACUUGAUGAAUUAUGAUGCUAACAAGGAUCUGAAUAUGAUUAAAUAAAACACUUUAUUUUAAGAAAU